CUGGUGAUUGAUUGAUACGGUGAGUGUCACCUUAGCAGACGCCAUCUCCUCGUUACACCAUCUUCCAGAUGAAUAUCUUUAUGACCCAAGUGGCCCUGGCUGCAAGGGCAGACGACGUCAAAAUCGAGCUGGCAAAGAUUCUUCAUAAGCCACCCUUUCCCGAAGACCCUCUAAACUUCGACAUCACUAUUUUCCCCAAAUAUGACUCACGGGGUCGCGUUGGGAUUCUUGCUCUCCCAACAGCCUCAGCCGGCGAGACCUUCCUGCGCUCCUACGGCUCGUCCGGAGUCACUGUCAAAGGUGCUCGCAUUCGUUUCAAACACAGUACGAAGCCCAUUACCCCUGAGAAGAUCACUCAGCUCAACUCCACACCUUGGCAAGACCCGCUGGAAUUGCAAAGGGAACGAGAGAGACUGAUAGACGAGGGAAAACCGUAUCAUUUGACUCAGUUCGCUUUCGGCCACUUUCUUGCAGAUGGGAAGUUCGUUGCCGAAUGCACAGCGGAAGGGGAUGCCGAAGUUGCUUGCGAUCUGGAGCGACGUCAGAUUCGCUUAACACUUCGCAAGCAACGACGACAUCCCGGGUCUGACUCUGACGACAUCGCCUCGAUGCUAGGCAUGGCUUUGUCAUCGGAUGCUGCAGUUUCUGCUUGGUACCCGCCUAGCUGUUUGAGCGACAUCCGGGGAAGUGAUACGACGGACUCCCUCGUGCUUUUCCUUCGGGCAACUACGUUUCCGCUCUUCAAAGUGGAGAAGACGGGGCUUUUGGGUGAUACCAAGGUGUCACGCGCCCAAGGCCUGUUCAUAGACAAGGCGAUGCCUCCAGGCUGUUUCAGCUUGAUGUGUACAUUCAACAGUCGCAAUGAUCGCAACGCGUUUCUCCACGCUUGCCAGUACAGGCUGCGAAUAAACUACACCCCAUUAUCCGACGUACCCGUCAUUCAAAGCGAUACCUCAUACAGCGAGGGUGCUUUCGACGAUUUUCUUGCGAGUCUUCCUUUCGAAGUCGCCUUUGAGGUAGAGAAGGCGAUUACAAACCGUGUUAUUACCAUCGGGGAAGCGAUGUCUCUGCAGGAUCCGUUGACCGAGUUUUCCGAGGCUUCCCAGGACGACGCCGCGACCAUACUACGAAGAUUUGUAGCUGAUUUGGAAGAACAGGGCUCGGCACGUCGCCGCCGUCGUAGGAGACGUCGCCGGAAUGCGGCUGACCCUUCUUUGGCUGCGCGUCUCAGGCAAGCUCGCCUUGAUUACAUCGCAGAACAGCAGAGACCAAGGGGGAGACUUCAACCAUCGAAGUCUGCCCCUUCGUACACCUUCCAAUUGGUUUUGACGCCGACUAGACACAUCUUGGAGGGUCCAAUUGCUGAUCAGUCAAACAGCGUUCUUCGCCGCUUCGGAAGCAGUGAAUAUUUCCUUCGUGUUUCCUUCCAAGAUGAGAACCGUUCGAAGCUACGAGGAGAUUUCGAAACGUCCAUCAAUGAAUUACUAGCGAGGCGUUACCGCCCGGUCCUGCUCAACGGCUGUCGGGUAGCGGGACGGACGUUUCAAUUCCUUGGUUAUUCGAUGAGCGGCCUCCGCGAACAUUCCAUGUGGUUUGUCGUACCAUUUAAAGAUGUAGAUGAUAAAUCAUGGGACGCUGAGGCUAUCAGGAAGAGCCUGGGAGACUUCUCGCAACUCCUAUAUCAGCCGGCGAGACUUGGAGCCCGCUGGUCUCAGGCGUUUUCCGCUACCGACCCAUCAGUAGUUAUUCAACCCGACGAGAUUCUGAAAAUUGACGACAGGAGGUCACCGUCGGGAACUGUUAUGACGGAUGGAUGCAGUCCAAUAUCCACCGAUCUCUUGCGUGACAUUUGGAAGGGGUAUUCGCGAAACAAGAAAUACGGCUCGAAAUGUACUCGUCCUGCCGCCUUACAGUUUCGCUUGGGGGGUGCAAAGGGAAUGGUUGUCGAGGAUCCCACUUUGGUCGGUAAAGUGGUCUGUCUUCGCCCCUCUCAGAUCAAAUUCGACGCACCGGAAAACCGUACGUUCGAUAUUCAAGCCACCUCCUUGCGACCAAAGGCCAUGUUCCUCAACCGACCACUCAUUGCCCUGCUGGAGUACCUUGGUGCGAGCUCCGAGCACAUUCUUCGACUGCAAUCAAAUGCCAUCUCCGAAGCUCAAUCCCUCCGCCAUUCGCUCACUGACGCAUCCAGAGUACUUCAGCAGCAUGGGCUGGGCUCUUCUUUUAAACUCCCGUCGUUAGUCCAGAACAUCAAAACUGUACUUUAUCUAGACUUCCAGACGGAAGAUGGAGAAGAAGGUUACCACAGUGACUUGCUGCUCAAUUCGUUGGCCUGUGCUGAAACGCACGUAUUGCGCGAACUGAAGUAUCGGGGUCAUAUUGCUGUGCCCGGUUCAUUUACGCUUUAUGGGGUGUCAGACGAGUGGAAUUGCCUGGACGAAGGCGAGAUAUAUGCCACUGUUUUGGAUGAGAAGAAGGGCACCAGGACGGAGAUCACCGGUUGUGUUGCCAUAACCCGUAGCCCUCAAAUCCAUCCAGGCGAUGUCCAGCUCGUAACUGCAGUUAGGCGCCCGCAAUUGGAGCACUUGACGAACGUAGUUGUAUUUUCGUGCAAGGGUGACAGACCACUGGCUUCUUGUCUGGGCGGCGGAGACCUUGAUGGGGACGACUUUAAUGUCAUCCUAGACCCUCUUCUGCUUCCCGUGAUACAAUGCAUACCCGGAGCGUAUCAAUCGCUUGGAAUCAAACAGACGCCGCAUCCCUGCGGAAUUUCGGAUGUUGUAGACUUUGUUUUCGACUACAUCGAGUCAGACCUAGUAGGACAGAUCUCGAUAAUGCAUUUAAGAUUUGCCGAUCUCAAGGAUCCGAGCUGCGAAGAAUGCCUGAAACUUGCAGAACAUGGUUCUCACGCGGUCGACUUUCCAAAAACCGGAACACCUGUGAGAUUCCAGGACAUACCACGACUCAAGGAUGUGCCCAAGCCCGACUUCCUGGCACAUGAGGGCCGGGAUUCGACGACCGACCAGUUUUACCACAGCGAGAAACUUCUCGGACUGCUGUAUCGCAAGGUCCCUCUUAACCCAUGGACUCCCCGGGAAUGGAAUCAAGCAGACUCUCCCUCUCAAGGAGAUAUGAUCGAACAGGCGUUACGUGGAGUUGGACUGUACGGCCUUGGUCUUCCUUCUUUGCAGGUACCACCUCCAGAGCUAUACGAUGAAAUGCGAUACCUCCUGGACGAGUAUUGUGACCAACUGAGCGCCAUUGCAAAGUCUCACACUCUUUCUAAAAACAAAGACAUUUGGGUUACAGAGGCUGAACUCGUCAGUGGGACACUCAUGGCUACGUGGUCGGAUCAUCACCGACGUAGAGAAGCUGUCGCAGCCAUGAAUCGGCAAACCUAUGAGCUUGUCCGCGCUGUACGGGCUGAACUACGAGCCAGAGAAACAGGGCUCGAAUUUGACGAGGAGGAAGACUUUGAUGAAUACUAUUAUGAGGAAGAGGAUGAAGACGAUUUCUAUCGAGAGAUCCGGGUGAUAGCCAACCAUUUCCGUCGUGCAUGUGCGGCAUGGUACGUUGCGGAGGAGGCACUGCGCGAAUACCCGGCUUCGUACGGGCCACAGAGUUUCGGAUUCAUAGCUCUCGGAUGGAUGCUGGAGCUGAUCAAGGCGGCGAAGUACUUGCAGUGAAUGGGAUAUUGUUGGUCAGCUUGGAUUUCAUUUUGGAACUCAUUCCGUUUACCUGCUUCGUUGUGUAAAAUAUACCUGGUUGUUUUGUCGGAACAAAUGACCUACCUGGCUAUGGUUCAAGUCAAGAGUCCGAGUACACGCCCAAGUUUACGAAUAACGCGUUCAUCUGAUCGGUACAGAAAUUUAAUGUUCCAUCUCGACAUGUAGGAUCUCCACCGCCACCCCCAGGGUGUGGAACAUGGAGAAUCUUCA
Molecule: messenger RNA, 3938 nt
Organism: Pisolithus orientalis
Lineage: Eukaryota; Fungi; Basidiomycota; Agaricomycetes; Boletales; Pisolithaceae
Product: RdRP-domain-containing protein
Exons: 7
Coding region: 69-3686 (1205 amino acids)
Biological process (GO): siRNA processing
Cellular component (GO): nuclear RNA-directed RNA polymerase complex
Molecular function (GO): RNA-directed RNA polymerase activity
Source: RefSeq, a predicted model, not a curated record